UUUAGUGGUCAGCACUCAGCAGAAUAUCACAGUAGCCUGUUCGGACAUAGGGAAUUACGUAUGUGUAAGAUCAUUCAUAUACCGUAUGGUAAAAACUCGUUUUUUGCCGCUUUGGGGAGUGUCCCUAAAGGUCCGAUUUGAACUGGUUGGACCGGGAUGGUUAUCUUCACUUUCCUACAAUUUGCAAUCACUGGUAGGCCUGAACGACAUCAUACUGGAGAAACACACAUCCAACAUGGGAAUAAACUUGGAUUGUAGAUCAUACUCUGGGAACCUUGGUUGCAUGUAGACAGUCGCUGACAGGAUAACCGGCCGGCGUGACCCCGGGGUCGCACGCCCAAGCUUCGUACAAGGAAAUACCUGUGUAUGUGACUCGUUCUCAAUGGAAUUACGAUUUAAAGGGUAAGAAGAUGGCAAUUUCAAGGAAGCAACUCCCCUAUCCACCGAAGGAAUCACCUGACAAAUUCCCAGAGUUAAGAAAAGAAGAAGAAAAGUAGGGCAUUGUCUUGGCAACCAACCCGGCGUCUUUAAGCUCCGCCCAUAGCCAUGCCUCCCCAUGACGACAGAGGAGUCCCAAGUUCAACCUCACAUUCUCUCGCAGUCAUUCAAGCAUCGAGACUCGGAGUAUACAGUCGUGACUCAAAGCUGGAUUUCUUUUGACCAAUAGGACAACCACUGUAAUCGUAUUGGUAGCUUUAAUUGAAAGUUUAAGUCCUUUUGAAGCUGAUAAUCUCUUGUUCAGCUUUUCUCUUCUUUUUUUUUUCAAUUACAGCGGCGCACGCAACCGGCGCUGCUUUUAUUGACAGUGUUUCUUUGUAAGUCCUUCUGGAAGGGUGCCCACUCGAACGCAAACAAGUGAUCACUCUAGCGUGUUACCUACAAAACCUUGUCAUCUUUAGCCACUCACAAAUGGUAAUAAAUCUUGCAUAUUUGUGGGCAGCUCUCUUUUGUGUUUUGGAUCUUUUGUGUGUUUCUGAAAUCAUUCAGAACGAAAAAAAAACUGGAAGUAAAUCAUCGGCAGUAAUUCUUCAAACCAGCAAGUGAUCAGCACUCAUGUUAUAUUUUGCUUCACAUGACAGCACGUUCGGGCCAAAUUAACAACGAAGUUAUAAACUUGGACGUGGUUUUGUUUUUUUCAGUUAAGAUUUUUCGUAAUCUUUUUCGCUGUUCGUGAAUUUCGUCGUACCAACUGGGAAUUAUUGAUUGAACCGUCUUUGCUUGUGGAUCGAUGGGAAUAUAAAUGGUGUUUUGCCAACACGUGUAUAUAUGUCGACCGAGGGCUGAACAAGGUUAAAUACAUACGACCAGUUUCUAAAUUGAUGAGACGGCUACUGGAGUCCUAGGCUGACGUUCAUGGUCAUAAUUGUGUUCUUUGGACUUUAGCAGAGCAAACUUUGUCACGUCUGGUGUUAUCAUUUCUGAAUUUUCUCGACCUUCUUGGAGAUAUGUGGUGAUGUGUUCAGCAGGCAGAGUGUGAGUAAGACCGAAACCGUGAAUGCAGGAUCCAACUUUCUCACACAAAAGGCAACAACAUCGAAUAAUCAGCAUCUGCUGCAGUUCUAUACCGCGCAUCAUGUUUGGGCAUUGUUUUCAGUUGCGGCUAUAGGAUAAUGAAAAUGAUAUUUUGGUUAUUUUUUUCUUUGGUGAUCGAUGAUAAAAGCCCGAAUUCUCGAUGGUAGCCAUGGACGGUUUACAGACAUUGCACGACGAGCGUGCCCGGUACGAGAAUCCUUACGAUGACAGGUACAACUCAACCUGGGAAGGUGCAUCCCUGAAGCCUUUCAGAACCAAAGAUGAAUACCUCUACGCGAUGCGAGAGGACCUUGCCGAGUGGCUCAGUAACAUGUACGAUCUGGAGAUCCUACCAGAGUCUUUCUUUGACAGAUUGGAAAAUGGUGCUCUUCUUUGCCAGCAUGCCAACAAAGUCCGCCGUGAGGCAAUUGCCUAUCGAUUGAGAAACUUUCCUGACGAGGACGACGUCGAGUUCGUCCAGGGAAUCUUCGUCAAACAUGACGAUUUACGAUAUAAAAUCGACGCCAAAGCGGGAACGUUCCUUGCCAGGGACAACAUCAGUAAUUUCAUCCAUUGGUGUCGGCAUUCCCUGAGGAUUAAUGAGGUUCUCUUGUUUGAAUCGGAUGAUCUUGUCUUGAGGAAGAAUGACAAGAGUUUUAUCCUCUGUCUCCUUGAGGUCGCUCGUCGAGGUGGUCCCAUCGGCAUGCCCGUCCCGAUGCUCGUACAACUCGAACAGGAGAUCGACAGGGAGCUCGAAGCCGGCACGCCAUCGGAACCGGACUCCUUUACAUCUACAGAACCAGCAUCACCAAGCUCGGAAACUACGACCGAUGCCGAACCAGAGUCCGAGGCUGAUUCCGAAGGACGUCCCAUGGAAUGUUCCUCGUCACCCGAACCAUCACCCCAGAGGAGAGGAUCAAAAGUCCCAAAGGUGAGACCUAGGACAAGGCGUUUGUCGAAACAUCAUAUCCAACAGGAAGAUGGAGGGGAUCCACCAAAACAGAUCAUGCUCAACGAUGAAGUACUCAAGACCUUGGACGAACUGGUGAGUAGAGUUCAUUCAAACUUCCUAUUUUUAUCUUUCUUUGAAUCAUUCAUGGAAUAGGUUUAUCGCUUGUGGUGUGUUUUUAUCUUGAUGGAAGACAGAGACACAUUGAAUACAUAACUCGUAAUUAAUUUAUGGUUUCCACUACUUUCCACUUAUCCUUGCACUCGGUGAAUUUAUAGGAACAGCCAUCAGAUAGAUGAGGGUAUGCGUAAAGUGUGGUUUGGUGAAAAGCACCUAACAGAAUCCAUAUUAUCCAUACAGAAAGGGCCUAUAGUUUUGUUGCAAACGCAAACCCACUACUUAUCUCCUAAAUAAAUUUUGUAUCAAAUAAUAUGAAUAGCCUGAGUAACUUUAGUAGAAAGCAAAAUGAUUCAGCAGCUUCUUCUUUAAAUUAAUAUUUUAAUAUUUUGGUCUCAGAAAUGUAAUCUCAGAUAACCAAAUGACCUAAUUCUGAAGUAUAAUCCGUAUUCAUUCUCUCGAUUUAAUAUAAAGCCAUUGGAUUGUACAUUGUGCAACAAUACAAGCAAACCGUCAUCAGUUGAUGGAUGUGUGCUAUUUUAUUUGUAGCACACUCUGUGGGAGACAAGAUCUUUCAUUCGCGUGGUUCACAUCAUAAUAGUAAGCAUAAGUGGAAAAUAUUGUUAAAAAGACAAGAAUGCUGUCUUUUGAAUCCAUGCACUUUUCGGCCCAAUAAAAACAGGAAGUCACUUUUGUAAGUGUGGUUGAAUAUAUCGAUAUUAAUUUGUUACUGAGUAGGCUUGUGGUAAUCGAAGACAAAUCAUGUUUGCUCAUCGCAGUCAUAUUAAUCAAAACAUAUCUAUUUUCUUUUCAAUGAUGGGUUGCAGUAGAGCAUCUUAAGAGGGAAUACUGUGGAAGAGGCUUUCUUUCAGUUUCACACUCCAAACAUUUGAUUUUCUGCCAAACACUCGACGAUGACAUCCAACACCCUGACCUCAGCUGAACUCUUAUCCCCCACCUUCAUGUUUUAAAAUUCUCGGUAUGUUCUGCUCCCAGCGGGACUGAUGCCAUCCAACCAUAGAUGCUUGUGAAAAAAAGAGCCCUUCUCAGAUGGCAAUGGCCUAGUUAAAACAUGUUUUCACCCUCAGGAUAUAGGAUAUAAUUCCGAACUGAAACAGAAUACUCCUGUCCCUUUAUAAUGAUAUGUCUCUAUGACAACGCAUGGAAUUUGCCAUUUUUAUUGACGAGAAGACAGAAUACAUAAUAUUUGCAGAACUGAAUCUCAUUAAUUGAUUGAUUUUCAAUUGACCAGCAGAGAACAUUCUCACGCUUGUUCAAGUUGCCCAAGUCUACAUGAUCUGAUUAGAAAAGUUCAUGUCGAUUAGAUUCAAAUUUGACAGUUUCUCCUGGAUAUCAGAGUUUAUUUCUAGCAAAUAUUUUUAUACUGUUAUUAUUUCCCGUUUUAAACGGUUGUAAUUUCAUCAUAUAUUUUAUACGCAUGCGUACAUGUUAUGGUCGGAAAACUGUCUAGGGUUCUGAGGGGAAAACUGCGAAAGUUCAUCUGAGAAUAAAACAAAUAGAAAUUCCGGUGCGUGAGAUUCGCACGACAAACCAAGGAUAAGAUGAAAUGUUAAUCCUGUCAGAGAAGAAAUAAUUAUCAAUAUUGCUGUAAACAAGGAUUGACUUAAAAUUGUGGUUUUGAAAUAAGUUCUUGAAAUAUCCUAAGACCGGCGUAUGGCGAAGGUUUCGAUUUUUUUCCUUCCGGGAAAUAUUGGAAGGAUUCUGUGCUGAAAGAAUCAACUUAUGAUGAGGAAUAUUUAUCAAAUAAAGCAGACAAUGUAGAAGAAAGUGAAACUUUCAGUGAAACGGAGAACAUUACAAUAGAGCUCUUUAUCUUGAAAUAAU
Lytechinus pictus (painted urchin) is the source of this 4423-nucleotide messenger RNA. Its product is annotated as GAS2-like protein pickled eggs. The transcript has 2 exons. Gene Ontology annotation, cellular component: stress fiber; actin filament; cytoplasm. The record is from RefSeq and is a predicted model, not a curated record. Gene Ontology annotation, biological process: regulation of microtubule polymerization or depolymerization; microtubule bundle formation; actin crosslink formation. Lineage: Eukaryota; Metazoa; Echinodermata; Echinoidea; Temnopleuroida; Toxopneustidae. The coding region runs from base 1673 to 2617 and encodes 314 amino acids. Gene Ontology annotation, molecular function: microtubule binding; cytoskeletal adaptor activity; actin filament binding.